AUGACGCAGGCAGACAAGCUUUUGUCCUAUCUUGAGAACACUCCCGAGAUCAGCUUUUGUGCUAUAUACGAUGACCCAGAUUCACCUCUCUUCACACACUGUGGGCUUUUUUACCACAGCAGGCUUGUUGGGCCUUCCAUUGGGUGUGGACUCGAUGCAUACCGCAACUACUCCCAAAGCAAGGAAUUCAACAUGCGCCUGACAAUAACAGAUGGAGAUCCAAAACAGUACAGGACCUUUGUAGAUGCAAUACCAACUUUCUACCCUCUUUGCAAACACAAGCUUUGUCACUGGCAUCUACUGUAUCGCAGUAAUCUCAUGAAGGUGCAGACUGGAAAAUGUGGAGUUAAAGCUACUAUUCUAUUCCGCGUAGUUGUUCUUUGGAUUGAGAGCUGGAUGACCAAAAUUGAGACACAAGAGGAAUACGAACUUUCUAAAAGGCUCUUGGCUGAUUGGCUUGCAACCCCCGAAGCUAUUGAUGUCAAAUUGGGUGGUAUGGGGCAAACUAUUGUAUCGCAAAUUAAUGCGUACAUGACACUAAAUAGUGCUUUAAAACGACGGGGCGACGGGGUCAGGCCAAGCUUUUCCGUACCAAAAGCAACUCAGGUUAUAAACAAAGGGACACAACCUAGGUCAAAGAAGAGGCAUCAAAAAGCUGUUUACAAUUUAAAUGCUGCCAAGACGAGAAAGCCUGCCUACUACGCAAACAUUCGGGAUUUAGUGGAUUACAUUCAAGAUUCUCUUUCCAAAGAUUUUGAAGCAGUUGCUUCAUUUGUGCUCUUCUGUCCAAAUGCAGACCAGUUUUGGGUCAAGCAAGCCACUCGCAAAAGCAAAAACACGGACAUUCGGAAAAUCAACGACAGUAGCUAUUACAAGUACAUGAUUCCGCAGUUUGAACGCACACGAAUUGUGGAGCUUGUUAAUAUUGAUGGUACAUUCUAUUUGGUGUGUAGCUGCGGAAAAUUUCAGCGACAAGCUUCCCCAUGUGCCCAUCUUUACAAGGUUCUUGGUCAAUCACCCACAUCAACCGAUGUCUCUGUACGCUGGACAAAGCACUGGGAUGUGUAUUUGCACCGAAGUGGCCACAGUGACCUGUCAAAGCAUUUGGAAGACCUGUACAAACAGGAGCGACCAGGUCCAGUAUUUGUUGAUAGUGGUCAGUGGGUGAUCGGAAAAGGUGAAAAAGGGUCAAAUUUUUUCGAAACUUCGCUUCCGUACAAGCCCCCUGUCAUACGAGAUUUUAAUCGAUGGGCAGUGUCUUCGCAAACGACUGGAGCUGAUUUGAGUGGGACCAAAAAUACCACAAAUAUGUAUUUUUCGAGUGGAAUGGCAGUGACAACGGAAAGCGUAUCUUCUACGAAAAGAAUGUUUGGUUCAAGUGCUUUUGUGCACAAUUUCCAUUUCUACCAGGAAAUGUCCAAGCUGGCAGGAUUUGAUAUGGAAGCUGCUGAGUCGAUGAAUAUAGCUAUGCAAGAAGCAUUGGAAAAGGUACAAGCCAAUGUUGCAAAAAGGGCUGGGAAGAUGGAUUACACUAUAGGACCAGCCAUUACAAAGGACCAUGUAGGUCUAAGAUUGAAGCCAAGCUACAGUCCAAAGAAGAGGAGGAAACCAAACUUACAAAGGAAAUGA
Phaeodactylum tricornutum CCAP 1055/1 is the source of this 1629-nucleotide messenger RNA. RefSeq lists its product with no specific name. Gene Ontology annotation, molecular function: zinc ion binding. Bases 1 to 1629 code for a protein of 542 amino acids. The transcript has 4 exons. Lineage: Eukaryota; Bacillariophyta; Bacillariophyceae; Surirellales; Neidiaceae. The record is from RefSeq and is a predicted model, not a curated record.